Entrophospora sp. SA101 is the source of this 1239-nucleotide messenger RNA. The record is from the annotation of a GenBank genome assembly. Lineage: Eukaryota; Fungi; Glomeromycota; Glomeromycetes; Entrophosporales; Entrophosporaceae.
AUGGUAUUACAUGACUGUAUUGAUUUUGAACUUGCUAAAGAGGAGAAAAUACUUAUAGUUGUUGGAGUAGAAUUCGGCACAAAAUUUUCGACGUUUUCUUAUGCUUACAUUAAACCAGAGAAAGAGAAGAUAGAAAUUGUAGUGAAUCAAGAAUGGGGCCAUUUCAAAAGUCCUUAUAAACCCAAUACAGUAUUACAAUACGACGAAGACUAUAAAGAAGUUGUCUCUUGGGGAGCUGAUGCAUUAAGGUCUGAGCCUAGGAGAAGAAAAAGACAUACAUAUAAACUUUUACCAAGACUGGUGGAAGAUUUCAAACUCCAUUUAGAAAAUAUUCCAGAAAGCCAAAAACCCAAAUUACCACCUGGAAUUACUUUUGAUAAAGCAAUAACGGAUUAUCUUCGUGAAAUGGCUUUGGGCGAUGCAACAAGUUUUCAACUAGGAAGUCAAGAUUCCAAUAGUGCUGGUCAAUUAUCAAAAGAUAUUGGCAAUUUACAUAAAAAUUUAGAUAAAUUUUGUGGGCUGAAAAAAGGUAUUAAAAUUAAUGAAUCAGAGGUAAAAAAGCUCUUGAGAAAAUUUGGCUGUUCAAUUGCUGGUAGUAAGAUACAUAAUAGUAAAAAUCUGAUUUCUGGUGUGUUAGAACGUCAUGUGAUUGAAACCAUCAUUGAAAAAACCCAAAAUUACUUUAAUAAUGAUAAAGGCAACAAACAAGAUGAUGAACAAGAUGAUGAGAAACAACAAAGUUUGGAAGUGAAAAUGGUUAAGACAACAGAGCAACUCUCAAAGUUGACAGAUUCAAUUUCAAAAUAUCGCACUGGAGAUGAAGAAGUUAGCAAAGCUACUUCAACAAAAUUACGUCAACAAAUUUAUGGUGUUCUUGGAAAUCGUGGAUUUUCCAAUAUUGCUGUAGGCAAAGAAGACAAAAAACAUCCAUUGAUUGCAACAUUACAAAAAGAUAUUUUAGAUUUAAUGAAUUGUUAUCGUACAAUUACAAAUCCAGAAAAGUUGUCAGAAAAUGAAGAGAUGAUUGAUAAGAUUGUUAGACAAGUUGUUAAUAUUUUUUUUUUCAGAUUAAAAGUACAAGAGCCUGUUGCCAAAGUUGCUAGUAAUGUAAAAUUUACUUUUUUAUUGAAUAUUAAAUAUAUUAGUAUCUUAACAUCAUGGGUGCAACAAGCAGAAAAGGACCAUUGGCAAAAAUCUAAUUUAGAGAAAUUGUCAAAAAUAAAGAUCAGCAACAUCUGA